AUGAGUUGCCAGGAAUAUCAUCAACCAAGUUAUGAUCAAGCAAACUUAAUGUUGAUUGAACCAUGGGGAGGCACAAAUGGUUCAGAAUGGAAUUACAAACUCACAAAUCCCAUCAAAGAGAUAAUCAUAGCUCAUGAUGAUGAUGUUAUAAACUCCAUUAUUUUCAGAACAAUUGGUCAAGAAGGUACAAUUGAUUCACCAAAAUUUGGUGGCAAUGGGGGAUAUAAAAAAACUAAGGUUACUAUUGAAAAUGCCCCUGAAGAAUAUUUGACAGGUAUCAGAGGCAAACUAGGGUACUAUGCUGGCCAUUUGGUUGUAAAAUCUCUCUGUUUUUCGACUAAUUUGAAGUGUUAUGGACCGGUAGGUGGGAACGAGGUAGGAGGUACCUCGUUCUCACUCAUGUUAAAAGAAAAUGGCGCGAUUCUUGGAUUCCAUGGACGUUCUGGAGCGUUUCUUUAUGCUAUUGGUAUUUAUUUGAAGAAUGUCACACCACCUGAACCAAUAAAACUAUUAAAACAACCUAAAGUUGAAGAAAAUCCUGACGAGUUCCACAAUAAAAUGGACGUGAUGAAGAGUAUUCAACCGCGAUGCCCCGGACCUUGGGGAGGAUAUAGUGGAAAAGGUUGGGAUGAUGGUGUAUUUUGUACUAUCAAACAAGUACAUAUUUAUAUGAACACAAUAAUUUCAGCUAUAUCUGGAAUACAAAUCGAGUAUGAAAAGAAAGACAAAAUGUCAGUUUGGUCACAACUUCAUGGUGGUUUUGGUAUUGGAGCUGGAAAUCAUGAUAAUGUUGUUAAAAAGGUACGAAUAAACAUUAAUGAUGAAAACGAAUUCUUGAUUGGAAUCGAAGGAUAUUAUAGUCUAGUGAAGGAAAAUGGAGGCCAAGAUACAUUAAGACAAAUUGCAUUUUAUACAAAUAAAGGAAAAUAUGGACCUUAUGGAAGUGAAAUUGGAACUUAUUUUAGUUCUUCAACAGCUAGAGGAAAAAUUGUUGGUUUUCAUGGGAAAAGUGGUGUUUUCUUAAAUGCUAUUGGUGUUCACAUGGAAUAUUUCUAA
Molecule: messenger RNA, 1056 nt
Organism: Solanum pennellii
Lineage: Eukaryota; Viridiplantae; Streptophyta; Magnoliopsida; Solanales; Solanaceae
Product: agglutinin-like
Exons: 6
Coding region: 1-1056 (351 amino acids)
Molecular function (GO): carbohydrate binding
Source: RefSeq, a predicted model, not a curated record